CGUGGACAGAUGCUGACAUGCAAGUAGGGAUGGGGGAUGGGGCUAAUAAUAAGGAUAGAAUGGAUCGGAAGAAACAUAAUCUGUUUGGGCGUGGUGUGAAGCAGUAAAGACUUUGAUUCAAUCUCCACAUUGCCGUCGGUCCUUCAAUGCUGUUUGUGGAAAGAGGCUUUGAGACGUGUCAACCGCUAGUCUUGUCCUCAAUUUACACUUCCGCGUUAAGAGAAUUGCGAUCUUUGCACUGUUUGGGGGCUUGUCGGUUUUUUCGAUUUGAAGUUCUGCCCGUCGCCGGUUAUGGAGGUGGGAGCAGGUUCGAAGUUUCUGGCAGAAGGUUAAAGCAACAGCUUUACAUGGAUAGCUUCGUGGACAAGUACAAGAAGAUGACGAUUGGGGCAGAGGAAGAAGAACUGGAUCUAAAUGAAGCUGAUGUUAAGGUUGUGGCGCAUGAGCGCCGGGCGCGUCCCCCUCCUGAGCCACCACCUUGGAGUGCAAGCAAAUCUAGGAUUUGGAAGAAGAUGGAUGAACUCUAUUUUAAUUCCAUUUGAUUCAGUUUUUGUUUUUCUGUCGAAUUGCAUUUUGUUUUGGACGUGUUACUUUUUCCUAGUAGAGAUAUUCUUGAAUUUAGGUUAGGUGAUGAGAAGUUUGGUUUUCCAGUCAUUGACUCAGUUAAGCCCAUUACAGGAUCCGCGAAUGUUAUUGCUUCUACAGCGGUGAUGGAUUCUCAGUCUGGUUCGAGAGCGGACGGCGGACAUAAGGCUUUUUAACAUUUUGUUUACUUUUUUUUAUUAUAUUAUCAAUCAUGUGACGAAUGCUAUUUUGAUUUAAUAUAUUAAAAAUUAUGUUCUUUCGA
Cuscuta epithymum is the source of this 847-nucleotide messenger RNA. The record is from the annotation of a GenBank genome assembly. Lineage: Eukaryota; Viridiplantae; Streptophyta; Magnoliopsida; Solanales; Convolvulaceae.